UUCCAUGUCCUGAAACUUCAUAAUCUGAUUGAUUGUCUGGUUUUUCCUCCUGGGAUUUAUACGUUUUCCUGUACCCUUCACGCUCAUUCCGUAGAUUCUCUGUAUCUAGCUUCGAUAAACUUGGGUUUCGGCUGGAUAGAUCUCUCUCGUCGUUGCGUUGCGUGGGGAAUCAUAUCUACAUCUCUUGUUCAGAUGCUUCGGUUAUCUUCUCUGGUGAAUCGUUUUGAUGUACUGUAUGGUGUGUAUAGUUUAAGGUUCUUGUUUAUGGUGUUCGUGGUGGCGGCUUUGGUCUGUUCUGUGCAAGCUGUAAGAACGUUAACAAAGGUUUGUUCUGUUGUAAGGAUUGUGGGUAUACUGUUCUAGAAACCAGGUUUAGCUUCUGUUAGCACUUGCCUUAGGAGUUUCAAUGCGAGAGAUGGUGUAUUGUCUUGAUGAUGGUUUAAGUUCUCGGACUUUGUGUUCUUGUUUUCUUGUCAAGCCUUUUGCAUGAUCAAGAUUUUGAGGGUUAGUGAUGGUUCAGAUGGUAAAGCUGUGUUUGGUAAAGUUUUGGGUCAUUUGUUAUUUGGAUUACGUAUAAGAAACCGAGGUUUUGGAUUUCAUUUUCAGGAAUGGCAACAAAAGUGCAAUGUGAAAACUUAUUGUCCGGAUAUCACUUUAUGAGGGAUCUGAACGAAGAUUCCAGUGGAUGUAGCUGGACGUUUCACUACGUUGAUGACAAAACCUCAGGGAAUAAUGGUCAGUCCUGCAAUGGUUUCCCGUCGAGGAAUAUGGCAGAUCCAUGUUUCGGGUACGAGAAAGAUGUUAUGAGAAGGACAAUGCUCGAGCACGAGGCUGUGUUUAGAAGUCAGGUGUGUCAACUUCACCGCCUGUACAGAACUCAGAGGGACAUUAUGAAUGAGUUGAAGAGGAAAGAGUCGAGUAGAGACCGGGUUCCUGUUGAGGCAUCGUUUUCAUUGACCCCCUUACUGUCUCAAGUUACUUACGAUGAUGCCCGGAAAUGGAAAAUGCCUGAUUUCCCAGUUUAUGAUAGACCAUCCAUGUCGGUGGUUGAGGAUAAUGGUAUUGGUCACUCCCCAAUUAGUUCGAGGAAAGGAAGCAAUUCUCAAGUUGGUUCGAGGGAUGUUGAAUUAUUGGAGGUUAGACCAGUGAAAGUUAGGAAAAAGAUGAUAGAUCUUCAUCUUCCGGCUGAUGAGUACAUCGACACUGAAGAAACCAUUGAGUUUAAAGGUAACAGAACUGGUGGUAUACCAGGUCAUCUUCCUAAUGGAGAUGUGAAAACCGAAUUUCCGGGAGAUUCUUUGAGAAUGAGUGCUGAUUUUAGGCGCAGCAAUGGUUUGGCUGACUUGAAUGAACCGGUUAAGGCUCAAGAACCAAAUGGAUUUGCAUGCGGAUAUUUUGAAGGCCAAGAUCUCUGCGAUGGAAGGAAGAUACUAUCGAUAAGUUCGACAAAGGAACAUCUAUCCACCAUCUCUCUACGUUCAGACAAGUAUGAGAGUCAGAAAGUUUGGCCAUCUCGAUCUUUAGGACCCGGUCAUUAUUCCAGCAUCCAUAAGUCCAUUCCUCCAUUUCUUCAACCGGGGAAAGCACUGGAUGUGGAUUCAGCCCACAAUUCCCGAGAAGUUAUGGGGUUUCCUCACUCGGGCCCAAGAAAUGUCGAGAGUUGGAGAGAGAGAACGUUUAUUGAUCUAGAAGCUGAUACAAGUAGUCAUGAACUCAUCCAUAAAGAUCGCUUGGAAUCAAGCGUGGCUUCUAAUGCAUAUCAUAGCUUGCAACCCUGUAAUCCUCCAUCGAACCAUUUCUGUUCAUCUCGGGGAAAUCCUAGUUUUGGCUUCCCUCGGAAAGCUGCAUCGGCUCAGAUGCUUCCGUUCCAAAACUUCUCUGACACGAUGAGUGGUGAUGAUCAGAAACAGGGGUUUCUCAUGGACAGAUUACAGUCUGAUGGAAAUUCUAGAUUUAACACGGGGUCUGGGAAUAGUAGCUGGUUAAACCAGAACGGGUUUUACCACGAGUCCUCUGCUCCCAAAGAAAAUCAGUUGAACUUUCCGGGUAUAGACUGUAACUAUUUGAACAGGAGAAGUGAUUUCAGCCCAGCAAACGUAUGUCGGGAUUCAGAUGACUCAGAGAUGAAGAAAGAAGGAUAUCCAGCAACUUUACCGUGGCUAAGUUCCAAACCUGCCUGUAAGAGCGAGAUAGUCGAUAGGCAGCGGGAUCCUAAGACCGGUGGUAUUCCGAAUUCGUUGGCACUCGAAGAUGACCCGAGAAACAAACUUCAGAAUCAUGUUUGUUCCGAGAGUUUGAAAUCUGAUCCUUGUUCCAAUCACUCGGGAACUAAGAAGAUAGAUGCUAGUGAUUCCUCCGCUAAUAGAAAAAUUCUCGGGCGUCCCAUUCUUGAUGAACCUUGUAGUUAUGGAGAUCGAUUGAAUGCAGGAAAAGGUAAGGGGCAUAACGUUAGGAUGAUGCUGGACAUCAACAUUCCGGCUUCUCUCUCAGAUCACGAAGAUUGGAAAACAGAGGAUCAAACCGGGACAAAGAUUUCUUCUGGUUUUAGGUUUUUUCAGAUUGACUUGAAUGUUUCUGUCAGCGAUGAUGAUCACGGCUCAAGAUUGGAUGCGAAAGUACCCGUGAUAGAUCUGGAAGCACCUCCUGUUCCUGAAUCUGAUGAAGAUGUAUGGGAGGAGAAUUCAUCGGUGAAACCACCCGAGGAAACUCAGAAACAACAGGAAGAUCUCGAGAAAAUGGCAGCAGACACAAUAGUUUCUUUCUCUUUAGCUUGUGAUCUCAGAGAUACAGAAAAUGAGGUGGUUGCUUGUCAUGAUUCUUCAUUAGAAGCUUUUGAAAACAUCCUGCAAUGGUUUGCAGAGACGAUACACGCUCAUGGAGAGAGGAAUCUUGACCAAAAGCUCGAUACGUCAUCAUCUUCCACUGGAGAGGUUGAUUACUUUGAGUUAAUGACAUUGAAGCUACCCGAGGUAACGGAAGACGAGUACAUGCCCAAGCCAUCGGUUCCUGAAGAUCUCGAACUCGUGGAACCGUCAAGACCAGCUUCGAUUACGGGCCAAAGACCUAGGAGAGGAAACACGAGGAGGGGAAGGCAGCGUCUGGAUUUCCAAAGGGACAUUCUCCCGGGACUAACGUCUCUAUCGAGGCACGAAGUAACGGAGGAUAUCCAGACGUUCGAUGGCUUCAUGAGAGCAAUGGGAAUCACAUGGACAUCCAGUUUGGCAAGGCGGAAAACGGGCUCGACCCGAGGAAGGAAAAGGCUCGUAGCAGCAGCCAAUCCUCCAUCGCUACCUCCUACCCGAAACCCGUCUACCUCCUCCAUUCAACAACAUCUGACCAACAAUAAUAACAGCAGCAAUGGCAAUAUGGAGACGGGUUUGGAAGAUCGAAGCCUCGGGGGAUGGGGGAAGAUGACGAGAAGGCCGAGAAGACAGCGAUGUUGUGCUGGCAACCGUUCGUACAGGACGUUCGCUUGAUAAAUACAUCGAUACCGAUACUGAUUCUUUUUUCGAACGAUGAAUCAUGGUAGAGAAGGUGAAGAUGGAUAUUGUUGAUGUACUUUACUCUCUUUUUUUUCCUUAUCCUUUUGUUCAGUAACUCUGAUCCUCGUUUUUACUAUUUGUUGUUACCUUUGGGGGUCGAGGCUGCUGCUUUUUCUCAACUUCUAUGGGUAUGGUAAUUCAAAUGAA
Molecule: messenger RNA, 3689 nt
Organism: Tarenaya hassleriana
Lineage: Eukaryota; Viridiplantae; Streptophyta; Magnoliopsida; Brassicales; Cleomaceae
Exons: 3
Coding region: 609-3476 (955 amino acids)
Source: RefSeq, a predicted model, not a curated record